Molecule: messenger RNA, 2277 nt
Organism: Ustilago hordei
Lineage: Eukaryota; Fungi; Basidiomycota; Ustilaginomycetes; Ustilaginales; Ustilaginaceae
Exons: 1
Coding region: 1-2277 (758 amino acids)
Cellular component (GO): membrane
Molecular function (GO): signaling receptor activity
Source: RefSeq, a predicted model, not a curated record
AUGACACCUCGACGACCUUCUCUCGGCACAUCCCGAUCCUCACCCAUGCUGGGAUCUUGCGCCUCCAAACGAGCUCUCUCAGCUUUAAAUGGAUCAGCUGUCGACGACGAACCCACUCGACCUUUCAACGUUCGUCGUCGAGUUAGGAGAGCAUCGCAACCCGUAGAAACUUCUCGCUCAUCUUUGCGGUUCCGUUACAAUGCCCUCGACACGGAAGAAGCGCUUCGUGAAGGGUUUAGCAGUGCAACAGUCACCGCCACUGACUCGGCAUCUUCUGACGAUGACUAUGAUGCGACACUCUUCCUUAGCCGCCAAAGUCAUCAGCCACUCACGUCGCUCGAGUAUCUUGACCUUCCAGCGUCUUUGCCAUACUCCAUUGUCUCGCUACGUGCGCAGCUGCUCUCCUACCUCACAGAGCUCGAAGUUCGAGCACGAGCUUUCUAUUCCCAACGCAUCUCUCGAGCUUCCAUGUGCGGAAGCGCGCAGACAGAGGCGGCUUUAGAUGCUGCUAUCCCGACCGACGCAAGCACAAGCUCAACUGACACAGCUGCACCUCUGAACGACGGCCACUCGGCUGCCUUCUUCCAGCAACUCGAAGCCAUGCGUGAGGAUCUGCGCAGGCUCGUAGCCCUCCUCCCCUCGUAUCCAGCAUCUGCAUCUUCAGCUCUCGCAUCUCGCUCGCAGUCACUGGCACAAGAUUGGGAACGUCUUUCAUCCAGCUUCUCCUUCCCCAUCAGUUUGGGCAACGGUCUUCGAGGGCGUCUGCCACGCCUUCCAUCUACAUCAGCUGAGCUUCCAUCACUACCCACCAUGCCUUCUCUUCCACAGCUCGACUUCGACUUUGCAUCAGUGCUCGAACCUCUGUCGACGCAAUUGCCGAGCCAAGCCUAUGCACUCGCAGCAAAGAUGCAAGCGCGACUCGAAGCCAUCCAGGAGUCCGUGCGUACAAUGGCAUGGCGUGAUACACUUCAGAGCGCUGCCGAUCAAGGCGACUCGUCGACACUGUUACAGCGUUUCGAGAACAAGCUCGUCGAUCUCAAGACACGCUCUCGCUCGCGUGCCAACAGCUUUGCCUCGCGCGCAGGGCACGCCGUUCACGAAGCAGAAGAGAAGCUUUACCAAUUCGCAGUCGAGUUGGCUCGCAACGGACAAGAGCUGAUUAGUUACGAACAUCUGCCUCGCUUUUUCCGCAACAACGAGCAUAUUCUCUCUGGCUAUCGAUUCAUCCCUGUCGAGAACUGGCCAGCGCUUUUGAGGAGUACAUUCCAGAUUCACAACGAGACCGGCAACAUCCACACGCAUCUGUGGGGUCUCGCAGCCAUCGUGCCGCUCUUCUGGCCAAGCAAGGGUCUCGAUGAUCAGACAACACCCAUGGACAGAUUGGUCCAGACCGUUUACCUCUUUGCAGCCGCAAAAUGUUUGGCCCUCUCAGUCUCGUGGCAUGUCAUGGCAGGUUGUUCAGAUCGCAAGUGGUUCGAGCGAUUCGCCUGCGUCGACUACACAGGUAUCGCUUGGCUUGUAGCAGCUUCCAUCUGGACGACUGUCUACAACUGCUUCUACUGCCAGCCUAACUUGGCGCUCUUCUACUCGUUCACAACGCUUCUUGUCGGUCUCGCCGGUGCCAUUCUUCCAUGGGCCGAGUGGUUCAACAAACGAGAGAACAAGAGCUGGCGCAUCGCAGUUUUCCUGACAAUGUGUUUCACGGCGCUGGCGCCGUUCUCGCACGCUGCUUUCGAGCACGGCUUUGCCAAGACCAUCUCUUUCUUCAGCCCCAUCUUGCCUUCGCUCGCUUUCUACGUUGCAGGUCUAGUCUUUUACGCAACUCAGUUUCCAGAAAGUUGGGCACCAGGACGAUUCGACACAUGGGGUCACUCGCAUCAGCUCUGGCACAUGGGCAUCGUGAUGGCUAUCGUCUUCCAUUACCGCGCUGCCCUGGUCUUCCACACGAACCGCUUCGAGUUCAGUUGUGCCGUUCCCGGCGCUGACAUUGCUGCUGGUAUGGCAGCUUCAGCUUCGGGCUCAACUGGCUUCUUCCAGCGUCUAGUUGGCUUGCUGUCUUGGUCUCGGCCGUUGGGCGCGACAGGCAAAGCAGCAGCUAUCGCGACCAGGCCGAUCGACUCGAUGUUCGCCAAAGUCGGCGGUAUGGAGGGUAUCAUUGGUCUUGCCAGAGCUGACAACCAGAUCUUGCAAUGGAGGAGGUUGCUCGGCAAGGUUGGUAAUGGCGCUGUCGGACGAGGCUGGGAUGCGCUCGUUGACUGGGCUCAAAACUUCUGGUGA